AUGGAAUCGUGUUCGGUGGAAUUUAUAAAAGAAAAUGCCCAUAAUUUUGAAAGUCGAGUGCUUAUAAAAAAGAAUGGACCACCUCGACCGGAAAUAAACAUUGUUCAAGAAUGUGCCUUAAGAAACAGAAAGUUUAAACGUAGUUUUAAGGUUGAACAAUACAAAAAAACUUCGUGGUUGUGCGGUUGUGACAGAGUGCAUGCUUUGUUUUGUUUUCCUUGUUUAGUUUUUGCACACAAUGAAAAGACUACAUCAGAAUGGACUAAAACGGGCGUUAGGGAUUUAUCUCAUUUAUCAGCAAAAAUUAAAAAACAUAGUUCUUCUCAAAUUCAUUUAACAAAUGAAUUGCAGUUCUCGGAUAUUGGAAAUGUUGAUGUUCGUCAGUUAUUAGAUUCUGGCUAUCGAAAAAAAAUAAAAGACUUUAAUGACAAAGUAAAACAAAAUCGUUACAUUUUGUCCCGUCUUAUUGACUGUGUAAAAUUUUCUGGCGUAUUCGAGCUAGCAUUGCGAGAACAUAAUGAGUCAUCGGAGAGUUCAAAUCCGGGCAUAUACAGGGAGCUUAUUGAUUUUGUAUCAGAAAUCGAUGUGGCUAUGAAACAACAUUUGCAAAGAAAUAAUGUGUUUAAAGAUACGUUAGAAUCGGUUCAAAAUGACAUAUUAGAUGCUAUUUUAACAGUUUGUCAAGAAGAGAUUAAGAAACAGGUUUCAGAAGCACGAUUUGUAGCGAUUCAGUGUGAUGAAACUACUGACAUUUCUAUCCACCGGCAACUUUUAAUUAUUUUAAGAUAUGAACGAAAUGGUCAGAUUCACGAACGUUUUUGGAAAUUUUUCAAACUUGCGUCGCAUAGUGCCAAUGACAUAGCCACAGAAAUUAAAAAAGAGUUGGAAUUGCUUAAUAUUUCCGUAAAUCAAUUAGUAGGUCAAAGCUAUGACGGAGCGGCCGUUAUGUCAGGAAGGGAAGGAGGCGUUCAAAGUUUUAUAAGAAAAGAAUUUCCGUAUGCAUUUUAUAUACAUUGUUAUGCACAUCAAUUUAAUUUAGUUUUGCAGAAAAGUGUUUGUGUUAAUAGAAAUGUGGCAAUCUUUUUUGCUAAUUUACAUGCAUUUUCAACAUUUUUUUCGGAAUCAGCAGAAAAGACUGGCAUACUAGACGGUAUAGUGAAAAAAAUGAUUCCUACAGCACCAGCAACAAAAUGGAAUUUUAACACACAUACUGUGAAAACAAUUUACGAGAAUAAAGAGCUUCUUCAAAUUGGUUUAGAAAGUAUAUUAGAGACCACCGGAAAUGACUUCAACACAAUAAACCACGCUGAGACAUUACUAGGUUAUUUAAAUAAUGAAAGUUUCAUUUAUUGGCUCACAUUUUUUGCUCAAGUAAUGCCCCACUAUGAAAUCCUCUUUAAACAAUUUCAAUAUCGAUCUUUGGAUGCUGUUAAAAUGAACGGAUUUUUAAACAGUUUUGAAGAAACCAUUUCAAAUAUUCGUAACGUAAAUCUUCCAACUUCACCACCUAAUCAGUUAAUAUCCUUUUCUGCACAAACAAAAGAGGUGUGCGAUAUACUGAUUAAUCAAGCCAAAGAUCGUUUUCAGUUUACAGAUCAUCUUUUGGCUUCAAAACUUUUUUUCUCUGAGCAAUUCAACGAGUAUAACAAACACUUUCCUACCGAUGAUUUUGAUACCGUUACGAGAACCUACAAUUUUUUUCAAAAGGAAAAACUUAAAAGGGGCAAUUCACAAGUUAUUGAUUAUGGAAACAUAGAUUAUGAUGUAAUUAAGGUAGAUGCGUCUGUUCCAAACAUGAAUGAUUAUCAUCACAUUGUUUCAUGUAACCAAGAAAUAUCUGAAAAGGCUGAAAAUGUUUUGCAAAAUGGACAAAUAUGUUUGACACUAGGAGGUGACCAUUCCAUAGCUAUAGGAACUGUAGAUGCACACGUAAAAGCAAAAAAAGAUAUUUGCGUUCUUUGGAUAGAUGCACAUGCAGAUUUAAACACAAAUAAAACUUCUGAUACCGGUAACAUACAUGGAAUGCCUAUGGCUAUUUUAGCAUCAGAACUGUCAGACUAUUGGCCCUAUUUGCCAGGCAUGGAUUGGCAAAAACCAAUAAUAUCAUUAAGAAACGUGGCUUAUAUCGGACUAAGGUCAGUGGAUCCAUACGAACGAAUGGUUAUCGAUAAACUUGGUAUCACAGCUUUCGGUAUGGCCGAUGUUGAGGAAUAUGGAAUUAAUUUAGUCGUAGAUAUGGCACUCAAAGCGAUUGAUCCUGAUAGAAGCCGGUCAAUACAUGUCAGUUUUGACAUUGAUGCUCUUGAUAGUUUAGAAGCGCCCAGCACCAUGACUUCAGUUCGAGGCGGUCUAACAUUGAGAGAAGGUGUCCAUAUUAUGGAAAAGAUACACGAUACAGGAAGGCUAGGAGCCAUGGACCUCGUAGAAGUCAACCCGAGUUUGGGUACCGAACAAGAGGUCAAAAAAACCGUCGACGCCGCCAUUCACGUUAUUCUAGCAGCGUUUGGUUACAAAAGACAAGGAAUGAGGAUCAAAAACGCCAGCUUGCCCCUACAAACAUACCCACCCACGAGACCAGAAAUCGUUUAA
Molecule: messenger RNA, 2589 nt
Organism: Psylliodes chrysocephalus
Lineage: Eukaryota; Metazoa; Arthropoda; Insecta; Coleoptera; Chrysomelidae
Source: the annotation of a GenBank genome assembly